AUGCUGCUGGUCCUCAAAAAGAGGACCAAGAAGUUCAUUGGUCAUCAAUCUGAUUGCUAUGUCAAAAUCAAGCAUAACUGGCACAAAUCAAGAAGUAUUGACAACAGAGUUCGCAGAAGAUUUAAAGGCCAGAUGUUGAUGCCCAAUAUUGGCUAUAGGAGCAAUAAGAAAACAGAACACAUGUUGUCCUUGGGAUUCCAGAAGUUUCUUGUUCAUAAUGUCAAUAAACUGGAGGUGCUAAAGAUGAGCAACAAGUCAUUUUGCACAGAAAUUGCUCAUAACAUUUUAUCAAAUAACAGGAUGAUAAGGGGAGCUCAACUUGCUAUCAAUGUUACCAGUACAAAUGCCAGACUGCGCAGUGAAGAAAAUGAAUAG
This is a messenger RNA of Thamnophis elegans (Western terrestrial garter snake), 375 nucleotides long. Its product is annotated as 60S ribosomal protein L32-like. Lineage: Eukaryota; Metazoa; Chordata; Lepidosauria; Squamata; Natricidae. Gene Ontology annotation, biological process: translation. Gene Ontology annotation, cellular component: cytosolic large ribosomal subunit; ribosome. Gene Ontology annotation, molecular function: structural constituent of ribosome. The record is from RefSeq and is a predicted model, not a curated record.